Messenger RNA from Cinclus cinclus, 2715 nucleotides. RefSeq names its product zinc finger protein 239-like. NCBI's taxonomy places the organism in Eukaryota, Metazoa, Chordata, Aves, Passeriformes, Cinclidae. Gene Ontology annotation, molecular function: DNA-binding transcription factor activity, RNA polymerase II-specific; RNA polymerase II cis-regulatory region sequence-specific DNA binding. Gene Ontology annotation, biological process: regulation of transcription by RNA polymerase II. The transcript is spliced from 2 exons. The record is from RefSeq and is a predicted model, not a curated record. Bases 872 to 1873 code for a protein of 333 amino acids.
GGGAGAACCCCGCGCUGCUUCCGCACACCAAUCACAGCGCGCGAUCGCUCCUAGAUUUGCAUAACCACGCCCUCUGCUCCGACACCGCCCACCACCGGCUGUAGCCGGGUCUAGGCGCAGUUUGCUCCCAGUUCCCUCCCAGUGCUCCCAGUAAGAGCGGUACUGGCAGGGAGAGCGCUCCCAGUUGCUUCUAGGUGCUGUCAGGAUCGUUACCAGUGCUCCCAGUAUCACUUCCCAGUGCCGCGCGGGGCGCAACCGCUUUGCAAUCCCCCAGGGCGGAGCGCGGCUGCUUUUGCGCGUCGGCACCGGGCCGGGCCGGGCUGGGGGAGGAGGAGCGGAAGGAAGAAGAGUAGUGGAAGGAAGAGCAGCAGCAGAACCGAGCGGCUCACUCGCUCGCCCGCUCUAGGCCGCAGCUUCCCCGACUUCCCCGGCAUCACCCCUCCCCCCGGAAGCCGCAGGUGAGCUGGGAGGGGGAGCUCGCCCCAAAUCCAUCGUGGGGAGGUCUCCUGGAGGUUUCUUUGUGGGGCAGGAGAUGUUUGGAUCUUGCAGGACCCCGAAGCUCAGACGGAAAUGCCCCGGGAGGGAUCUUGGCGGGUCCCACAUUGCGAUCGCUCGUUCUGGCGGAGAGGGGGCGAGAUCGGUUCUGGGGAUAUCCGGGAGAGCCGUGGGGGAAUACGGGAACCCCGGAGCGGGGAGAGCGCAGAGGGGCGAUCCCGGAGCCGGGGGACCCCCGGCAGCCUGGAGGGGUGUGGGAGGUUGGUGAUAAGCGGCCCCAGGCUCUCUGAGGCUGAAAGGGGCACUGGCUUGUCCAGCUGAACUUGGCCCGCAGGAACAUAAACCCAACGCGCUCAACCCUUCUUUUCCCCCAAAAAUGGAUUUCCCAUUCCUAAACCUUGGCCCGAUGGAGGAGGAGGAGGCCGUGAGGAAGAAGAACAUGCCCCCGGAGCCCCAGGCAGACAAGGAGCUGAGGAUGGAGACCAGGGAGGACAAAUCCCUGCAGCAGAACCUUGUGGAAGAGGCUGUUUGGAGCAGCUCCAUUGCACAGGAAACCAGCGAGGAGGAAAAGCCCGGGAGAUCCCACAUGAGGAUGGGCUGCAAACACAGUUCUUGGGUAUCCGAGGAGGAGAACCAGGGCCAAAGAACCGGACAGAGCUGCAGCCAGAGCUCAGAGCUGGGGUUCCAUGAGCAUCUUCAUGAUGCGGAUAAGCCCCACAAGUGUUCAAAUUGUGGGAAGAGCUUCAGCAAGAGAUCCUCCCUGAUCUGGCACUGGAGAAUCCACAUGGGGGAACGGCCCUAUGAGUGUGGGGAGUGUGGAAAGAGCUUCAGUACGAGAUUCAAACUGAUCCGCCACCAGAUGAUCCACACUGGGGAGAGGCCCUAUGAAUGUGACAUACGCAGGAAGAGGUUUCAGACCAGCUCCAAUCUCGUCAUGCAUCAGCGGAUUCACACAGAAGAGAGGCCCUUCCGCUGCCCUGACUGUGGGAAGGGCUUCAAAUACAACUCCCGCCUUGUCUCCCACAGGCGCAUCCACACUGGGGAGAUGCCCUAUGAGUGUGGGCAGUGUGGGAAGUGCUUCAGGACAAGCUCUGAACUGAUUGUCCACCAAAGGAUCCACACAGGGGAACAGCCCUAUGAGUGUGAUAAAUGCAGCAAGAGGUUUCUGACCAGCUCCAGUCUCCUCCUGCACCAGCGCAUUCACAUAGAGGAGAGGCCCUUCUGCUGCCCCGACUACGGGAAGGGCUUCAGGCACAACUCCAACCUCGUCACCCACCGGCGCAUCCACACUGGGGAGAGGCCCUAUGAGUGUUCUGAGUGUGGGAAGAGCUUUUCACAGAGCUCUCACCUGACCAAACACCAAUGGAGGCACCACUAAGGGAAGCCCUGCAAAUCAAGUGCAGGAAGAGCUUCAUGUGCUGCUCCAGCUCCAUUCUCCAUGGCAGGAUCUGUGCUGGAUGAUGCCGAGUGACCCCUGGUGGGCAGAGCCCCGGUGAUCCAUGUUAGGAAGACACCUGGCUGGGCGGCUCUUCAUCCUCCUGGCUUCCCUUGAGCACCUGGACAUAUCCACAGAUCAACAUCAGAAAUCCAUUGUGAAGAGCACGUUUGUCGACUUCUGACCCGAGAAAAAUCUCACUCUUUGCAUCUUCUGGUGGCAUCAAGCAACACUGAAUGGCCUUGGAGGUCUUCUCCAAUAGAAAUCCAUCAUUUUAAUCCUUUCUGGCUCAUGGGCAUCUUCCACAGCCAAAUGGGAACAUACUGGGGCAAACCCCACAAUUUUGGAGAUGGUGGGGUGGAAACCCCUUCAAAAAGGGUUCUUCCCACCCAGCCAAGCAUGUGGAUGCUUUGCCAGCAGGGACACAUAAAUUCUUUUGUUUUGGCCUUGAAACAAAAAGGUUUCUGUUCAUUCCUUUGAAAGCCCUGUAACUGGGGUGUCCUGGUUUGAAGGACAGGUGUUUGCCAAGGAAAGCAGAAGCUUCCCCUUGGACUGAAAGAAAAUAUGAUUCUUCCGAUUAUUAUAAUUUCGGAAUUAAGAGAGCUCUCAGGCAAAGAUAUGGGGGUAGGAAUAACAGUUCUUUACUAGUAUAUUUAACAAGACAAACAAGAACAACAACAGCUAUGAAAUUACCCACAAACAGAACAGUAACUCAGUCCCAGUGUUUUUUGGCUGCAGGCACCUUUUCCCUGAGCUGCAGUUCCCGGUGCUGGGGGCGGGCGGCU